AUGUUGAAGCUCGUCCAUGGAGAUACAGUCUCAGCUACACGCCCAUUAGAUUUGCACGACUUCCUCUCAGUCAUGAAAUCAGGGCUGCCAGAUCGUCAGAACCCCUCUUUCGACUGGGGUUAUGGUGAUACAUCCGGCGAUGAGGGACGGUUCGAUUUCGAGGGAUGGAUCCCAGUGGAGAAUUCCGAGUGGACCGUCAUGGAUCCCAACGGACCAUUCGAUUUGAAGGCUUUGAUUGCGGAGGCGUCAUCCGAGUCCAGCUCCGAUGCCUUGGAUGGAGCGGCUGCUCGGCGCCUCGGACAGUCGACACGCUUCGGCGCUGUCCUGGACAUGAUCACCGAUCGAUGCACAACAACGUGUCUGUUGGUAUUUCUCGCAACCGCGUUUCCCAGAUGGAGCAUCGUCUUUCAAGCCUUAAUUAGCCUGGACUAUUCAAGCCACUACAUCCAUAUGUAUGCCACCCUAGCAAUGGGCGGACAGCGCCAGAGUCACAAGGAUAUCGAUGAGAGUCGGCCCUGGGUCAUGAGAACAUAUUACUCCAAUCAUAAAGUUCUGUUUACUGUAUGCGCGAUGAACGAGGUCUUUUUCAUUGCGCUAUAUCUACUAUCGUUUUCUUCGCCAUCACUCAUGCCUUCAUUGGAGAACAACGAAGCAAACUUUGCAACAGCCUCCCAGAUCUGGGGAUCGCCUUGGAGUGCUGGGGCCAUGGAAAUGGCUCGUGCCAAUAAAAUCGACAGUUCCAUGCCGUGGUUGUUGCUUACCCUCUCAUCACUCUUCAUGCUCUUCAAGCAAUAUGUGAAUGUCAUACAACUAGUAGAAGCAAGUAGAUGGCUAGCACAGGGCGAUGUUGAGAUGAGGAGGAAUGCACGCUUGCUUCGAGCGAAAACUGAAUGA
Molecule: messenger RNA, 894 nt
Organism: Aspergillus thermomutatus
Lineage: Eukaryota; Fungi; Ascomycota; Eurotiomycetes; Eurotiales; Aspergillaceae
Product: CDP-alcohol phosphatidyltransferase family protein
Exons: 5
Coding region: 1-894 (297 amino acids)
Biological process (GO): phosphatidylinositol biosynthetic process
Cellular component (GO): Golgi apparatus; membrane
Molecular function (GO): CDP-diacylglycerol-inositol 3-phosphatidyltransferase activity
Source: RefSeq, a predicted model, not a curated record